Molecule: messenger RNA, 255 nt
Organism: Schistosoma curassoni
Lineage: Eukaryota; Metazoa; Platyhelminthes; Trematoda; Strigeidida; Schistosomatidae
Source: the annotation of a GenBank genome assembly
AUGAACGAGAGUGUUGGUUUCUACAUUCCUCUUGGUGUUGUCUCCGCUUUUUGGUUUCUUGUUGGUGUUCUGGGCCCUGUUUUUGUGCCGAAAGGACCUAACAAAAUGCUCUUGUCUGUGUCGAUUGUGCUUACUGCUGUCUGUUGUUAUUUGUUUUGGAUCGGAUUUUACCUUGCACAGUACCAUCCUUUUUUCGGACCUUCAUUGAAAACAGGAUCAAUAAGAAUUAUCCAACAGCAGUGGAAGCACAAAUAA